Molecule: messenger RNA, 1493 nt
Organism: Eufriesea mexicana
Lineage: Eukaryota; Metazoa; Arthropoda; Insecta; Hymenoptera; Apidae
Gene: Kyat
Product: Kynurenine aminotransferase
Exons: 7
Coding region: 1-1344 (447 amino acids)
Biological process (GO): biosynthetic process
Cellular component (GO): mitochondrion; cytoplasm
Molecular function (GO): L-kynurenine:2-oxoglutarate transaminase activity; pyridoxal phosphate binding
Source: RefSeq, a predicted model, not a curated record
AUGUUUAAAUCUUGUUUAAGUACAACUUCAAAAAUAACAUUUCCUUUGUCUAUAUUAAAGAAUACUAAAAACUAUUCUGUUAAAAUGUCUAAAUUUGAUCUUCCUGAACGUUUCAAAGGCAAUGAGAAAUCAAUAUGGGUGGAAUAUUCCCAAUUGGCUUUAAAAUAUAAACCAUUAAACUUAGGACAAGGAUUUCCAGAUUUUUCUGCUCCAGAAAAUAUAACAAAAGCUUUAACUAAUGUAACUACUAGCAAUAAUCCUCUCCUAAACCAGUAUACUAGAGGAUUUGGUCAUCCACGUUUAGUAAAUAUUAUUGCAAAAUUAUAUUCUAAGCUGCUUAACCGUACUUUAGAUCCAAAUAAUGAAGUUCUUGUAACAGUUGGUGCUUACGAAGCAUUAUAUGCUGCUUUACAAGGUCAUACUAACCCUGGUGAUGAAUGGAUAAUUAUUGAACCUUUUUUUGAUUGUUAUGUACCUAUGGUUCAAUCUGCUGGAGGGAUUCCAAGAUUUAUUGCUUUAAAACCAAAAAGCACAAAUGGGCCUCUUUCUUCUGCAGAUUGGAUAUUCGACAGACAAGAAUUAGAAAGUCUUUUCAAUGAAAAAACAAAAGGAAUAAUUAUUAACACUCCACAUAAUCCGGUGGGAAAAGUUUUUACUUUAGAUGAAUUACAGUUUAUUGCUAAUUUAGCUAAAAAAUGGAAUGUCCUCGUUAUCUCGGAUGAAGUAUAUGAAUGGCUUGUUUAUGAACCAUAUAAACAUAUUAGAAUUGCGACAUUAUCUGAUAUGUAUGAACGUACAAUUACAAUUGGAUCUGCUGGUAAAACAUUCAGUGUCACUGGAUGGAAACUAGGAUGGGCCUAUGGUCCAGCCAAUUUAUUAUAUAAUUUGCAAAUUGUUCAUCAAAAUAGUGUAUAUACAUGUAAUACACCAGUUCAAGAAGCUGUAGCUAUUGGGUUUGAACAAGAAUUAGAUAGAUUUGGUAAACCUGAUUGUUAUUUUGUAAGUUUAGCAAAGGAAUUAUUACCAAAACGAGAUUAUAUGGCUAAAUUUCUUAGCGAUGUGGGGAUGAUUCCGACAAUCCCUGAAGGUGGAUAUUUUAUGAUAGCCAAUUGGACAGCUUUAAAAGAUAAAGUGAGAUUAGAGGAAGAAACAGAUGGGGGCAAAGAUUAUCGUUUUACAAAAUGGAUGACGAAAAACGUUGGAGUUCAAGGAAUUCCGCCAUCUACAUUUUAUAGUCCCGAACAUAAGUACUUAGGUGAAGAUAGCGUACGAUAUUGUUUUAUAAAGGAAGAUAAAAACUUGGAGAAAGCAGCUGAAAUUUUAAUGAAAUGGAAAUCUCAGUAAUAUUAGAAAUUAUUUCUACUCUGUAUUUUAGAUACUAAAUUUUUGAAAGUUUAUUUAGAAUUUCCCUUAAAUUUGAUUGUACAACAUUAUAUAUAAUAUAUACUCUUUCAGACUCACUAUAUACAGUUUGUAUAAAAUAUUGUUAUUGU